CAUUCAUUACCCUACUUCCUCAUCUGCUCUGCCAUUGUCGACUUCUGUGUUGCUGUUCAGAGGUAUGUUUUAUCACUAGGAACCAUGGCGAUGAACACCACAGUCGACAAUAUCACCAGCCCCGCAGUGACAACCAGCCCAAGUUCAGAAGCUCCCUCGGACCAGGCACACUUCACCGAGCCCUUCAGAGUCGCCCUGAUCAUCAUUUACACAGCAGUCCUUCUGGUUGGCAUCACAGGCUUAACUGUCAUGAUCAGCUUGUUAAAAACCAACAUUCGCUCGUUAACCACCAUUGCCUUCCUGAACUUGAUGGUCGCACACUUUCUUUUCCUGCUCACUGUGCCGUUCAGAAUCUACUACUAUGUGUCCCAAACGUGGCAGCUGGGUCAGGGAUUCUGUAAACUGGUCAGCGCCAUGGUGCAUAUCCACAUAUACAUGGUGUUUACCAUCUACUCCAUCCUACUCACGGUUCGUUUCCUGCAUUUUUACAAGAAAACGCAGCGGACUGAGUUCUACAGGAGGCUACAUGGGCUGGGCGCGAGCGCUCUGGUGUGGUUCAUCCUGUUAAUCAUCAUGCUGCCCCUCGUGCUGAUACAAUACGGACAGAAAACCAUAAGCCUACCAGAAAACCAGUGCUUCAAAUUUGGAGAUGAAAUACAUAACUAUGUCUACGCCCUGAACAUGGUUCUAUCCAUCUUUAUUAUCACGGUGUCGUGUCUUCAGACCUGCAUCCAGGUGAUCAUCUUACGCUCGAUGAUCCUCAAGUACGGCCCCGCCAGCCGCUCCCAGCAGGAGUUUUGGGUCCAAAUAAAAAACCUCAGCUUUGUCCUCAUCAUGCUCACCUGCCUGGCACCAUACCACCUUUUUAGGCUACAAUACCUGAACAACAUUGGAGACCUUCAUCAGAUAAAUGAAGUGUUUCUGGCCAUCACUGGGCUUACGUGUUUCGACAUGCUGACGUUCACUGGGAAGAACAUAUAUAAAGUGUGCCUUACCGGAUAAAUAAAGUGGAUAAAUACUGAACAUUAGACACCAUUUUCCGCAUCACUACCCAUAAAUCAGGGUCUGCAGAUGAAAACUGGAAACCGUUAUAACAGAAAACAAGUGUUAUAAUUAUAAGGUGAAGGUAAUGAGCAUCAGCCUUAGCAAAAUGUAGCCUAUAUAUACCAUGUUAGCCGUUUUGUGCCAAAAUACCAUAGAAAUUACUGCAAAUAUGAAGUGUGGUAGCUGUGAUUCUGAAAGCUUUUUACAUUGUUUGAAUGCUCUUGAAGAAAAAAAGCAGGCCUGUGUUUUGUUUUGUUUUUGAUCAUGUAAAUUCCAGUAGGCCUACCAUGAUAAAUACAUGGUAGCCUAUACAUUAAAGUAACAGUGUGACUACAGUAGGCUAUCAUUCGAUAGUUAUGUGUUUAUAAUGACUGUAGUGAUGAUGGUUAUCAUGGUAUUCAAGUCUUUCGAAUGAUUUGAAAUGACGUUUGUUUAGAUAUUUUUUUUUUUGGAGAUAGAAAAGCAAAAUACAUGUUAAGGUUUAAUUUUACAGCGAACCUUUGACAGCUAUUAUAUUUACACAUAUAAUUGAACGAACUUGAAUGCAGCUCAGUGGAAAUAAGGCCUACCUUCUCAGAACUUUGGUUAAUCUUUAAGCAAGGGUAUCUCAAAUUUAUGAAUAAACGUUCUUCCAAUAAUAGAAUGUUCAUUCAAUGUUGUGCUCUCAAAAUAUAGCCGA
Sinocyclocheilus grahami is the source of this 1723-nucleotide messenger RNA. RefSeq names its product probable G-protein coupled receptor 141. The transcript is spliced from 2 exons. The coding region runs from base 85 to 1002 and encodes 305 amino acids. Gene Ontology annotation, cellular component: membrane. Lineage: Eukaryota; Metazoa; Chordata; Actinopteri; Cypriniformes; Cyprinidae. The record is from RefSeq and is a predicted model, not a curated record. Gene Ontology annotation, biological process: G protein-coupled receptor signaling pathway. Gene Ontology annotation, molecular function: G protein-coupled receptor activity; oxysterol binding.